CAAACUGAAACGCUGAUAACAGGUCUCCACUUGCUCUCUUUUCAUUCAUGGAAUCGGAUAUUCGAGAAUCCAAUGUCGCCGCAGAGAAAUCGUUACCCGACCUUCCUGGUAGCAAUGAGGACUUGCCGUCAUCUAUGAAAGAGCAAGAGCAGGAUAGCAAGAUAUCGCCCAGUAACACGAACUCGACCGCGCCUGCUCUCCAAGUACUCGAUUGCUGAGUUAAUCAUAUACAGACACAUGCCGGGAUGUCCAGUCAUUCGGAAGAUGAGGACGACGAUGACGAUGAUGAUGAUUUGGACUUUUACAAGAUGACCUUGGACGAAGUCGAUGACAGGAUAUCUGCGUUCAAGGAAGACGAAUUUGUCAGUCAGGCUUUGGAAAAUGGCAUGGAUUUGCGUGAAUAUGCCCUUCAGAUUGAAAAGGAACGAGCAUCGGUGCAAAAGCAACUGGAGAACGACUACGUUGCAAGGACACAAACCUUUGUGGAUCUGCAUGCUGAGAUUGAGUCGUGCGAUCAAGUAUUAGAGCGCAUGGAAGAACUUCUCAACGUUUUCCAAAGUGAUCUGGGAAAUAUCAGUGGAGAAAUUCAAAGUUUGCAAACGCGAUCCUCCGAAAUGAGUAUACGCUUAAAGAAUCGGAAGGCUGUUGAGGCUCGGCUUGGGAAAUCAUUGCGGGCGAUGGUAAUCCCCCCUUUUGUCAUCAAGAAAAUUACAGAAAGCGACGUGGACGAAGUGUGGCUACAAUAUCUUUUGGGUAUCAACAAACAGAUGCGAUUUGUGAAAGCCAACCAAAAUCGCCCGAUCAAAGCCUUACGCAACGUUGGCCCUGAACUGGAAAAAUUACGCUUGAAGGCGGCCGCCACCAUUCGAAAUUUCUUUGUUCAACGUAUCCAUUCCCUGUGUGUUCCGAAUGCCAAUAUACAAAUCAUGCAACAAUCCCUUUUUUUAAAAUACAAGGCGCUGCACCAGUUUGUGCUUGAACGACACCACGAGGCUGCCAUGGAAAUUCGACAGACGUACAUCAAUUCACUGAGGUGGUAUUUCCAUAAUCAUUUCGAACGAUACAGUAGAGGCUUGUCCAAGCUCCAGACUGUGGCAGCUGAUAAAACUGAUCUGAUUGGCACGGAUGCAAAUAUACGCAAAGGACUGUUCACCAGCAGCAAGGUUGCUUUAAAAGAUAAAAACAAUCUUUUCGCUCUGGAGUCUCGUAUCGAUGCUUUGCGCAUGCAAGAUUCGGGUGUCAUCUUGGUUCAUGUAGCUGAAGAUAAGGAACAGCGCUAUCAGUUUGAACAGUUAUUCAGAAGCUUCAAUUUAACAUUGAUUGACAACGCCAGUUCAGAGUAUCUAUUUAUCUGUGAAUUCUUUUCCAAAGACCCAAAGACAUCGGCCGACGUAACCAAAACCAUUUUCCAAGCCAUCUUUGAGCCCACGGAAAAAGUAGGCAUUAACUUCACAAAAGCUUACGUUGAAAACUCGUUUGAUGCAGUGGGAAUCCUACUCUGUAUUCGAAUCAACACACAGCUUGCGCUUGAACUUCAACGAAGGCGGGUGCCAGCGUUGGAAGGUUAUACCAAUUCAACAAAUAUGCUUUUGUGGCCUCGCUUCCAGACGAUCAUGACAUUACAUAUUGAAAGUAUACGUAAGAUGGCGAAUAACAAAUCGGCCAUCAACAGCGUCAAAGACAUACACCCUCAUUAUGUUACAAGACGUUAUGCAGAGUUUGCUGCGUCAUUGCUUGUGCUCAAUGAAGACUAUGACGAUCCUAUUCUCACCAACAGUGUUCAUAAAUUGCGAAAUGAGAUUGAAGGCCUUCUUUUCCGUAUAUCCAACGAAUUUAGUGAACCAUCACGUCGGAUAGCGUUCCUUAUCAAUAAUUAUGAUUUAAUUAGCUCAGUGUUUCAGGAAGCACACAGUCGUGCUCUGGAAAGCGAGAUGGACCAUGUAAAGCAGAUGCUGAAUUUGCAAAUCAGUGCAUUUGUGGAUGAACAACUAAAGCCAUACUUUGGCUCUCUUAUCGACUGUGUGAAGCGCGCCGAGAAGAAUCGUGCCUCCGUAGAUCAAGGGGAAUUGGAGAGAGUAUGUGCCAGUUUUGCACAGACAUGGCGACAGUCAUUGACAGGCAUCAACGCAUCGGUGAUCCAAUACUUUUCAAAUUUCAAAAACGGGACGACGGUGCUGCAUGCGGUGCUGGGUCAACUGAUCGUCUAUUAUACGAAAUUUCUAGACAUGUUGGAGGAUGCAAAAAUCAUUAACAAGGUGCAACCCGUAGGCGUGCAAACGGUGAUGGUGGAAAUCAAGAAAUUCCGAAGCACAUUCUAAAACAAUAAGAAUAUCGUUCACCAAGUAUCAUAUGCAUCCAUUGACAAUUGAUAG
Radiomyces spectabilis is the source of this 2372-nucleotide messenger RNA. Its product is annotated as Sac2 family-domain-containing protein. The transcript is spliced from 15 exons. The record is from RefSeq and is a predicted model, not a curated record. Gene Ontology annotation, cellular component: GARP complex. NCBI's taxonomy places the organism in Eukaryota, Fungi, Mucoromycota, Mucoromycetes, Mucorales, Radiomycetaceae. Gene Ontology annotation, molecular function: syntaxin binding. Gene Ontology annotation, biological process: Golgi to vacuole transport; endocytic recycling; retrograde transport, endosome to Golgi. The coding region runs from base 246 to 2318 and encodes 690 amino acids.